ACUGCCUACAAACUGAUGGAGCUGCCUGGUCUCUCCACCUCGGUGGCUAUGGUGCAAGAUGCCCGUCAGCCUUUCCCAACGGUGGAGGUGCCAGACCACGCCCAUUACACCAUCGGUGCUGUUGUCCUGGCGGUGGGCAUCACUGGAAUGGUGGGAAACUUCCUGGUCAUGUUCGCCUUCUGCAAGAGCAAAGUCCUGCGAACGCCUUCCAACAUGUUCAUCAUUAAUCUGGCCAUCACAGACUUCCUGAUGUGCAUCACUCAGACGCCCACGUUCUUCGUCAACAGCAUGCACAAGCGUUGGAUCUUUGGAGAGAAAGCCUGUGAGCUGUAUGCGUUUUGUGGGGCUCUGUUUGGGAUCUGCUCCAUGAUUACGCUGAUGGUCAUUGCGGUGGACCGCUACUUUGUGAUCACGCGGCCGCUGGCGUCCAUCGGGAAGAUGUCCCGCAAGCGAGCCCUGGGCUUCAUGGCAGUGUCCUGGUUCUACUCCAUGAUAUGGAGCCUGCCUCCCUUCUUUGGAUGGAGUGCCUACGUCCCCGAGGGCCUGAUGACUUCCUGUUCCUGGGACUACACGACGUUCACGCCGUCUGUACGGGCCUACACCAUGCUGCUGUUCACCUUCGUCUUCUUCAUCCCCCUCUUCGUCAUCAUCUACUGCUACUACUGCAUCUUCCACGCCAUUCGGACCACAAACAGGGCGGUGGGGAAAAUAAGCGGCGAGAGCACCAAGGACUCUGUCAGAAGGUUUAACCGACUCCAGAACGAUUGGAAGAUGGCAAAAGUGGCCCUCAUCGUCAUCCUCCUGUACGUCAUCUCCUGGUCGCCAUACUCCUGUGUGGCUCUCAUGGCCUUUGCUGGACAUACAGACAAGCUCACUCCAUACAUACAUUCAGUUCCUGCUGUCAUUGCCAAGGCCUCUGCCAUCCACAACCCAAUAAUUUAUGCCAUCACACACCCCAAGUACAGGUCAGCCAUUGCAAAGUACAUCCCGUGGCUUGGCGUGAUCAUGUGCGUACCACAUAGAGACCGCUUCACAAGCAGCAGUUUCAUGUCCACGCGGCGCUCCACCGUCUGCAGCCAGUCUUCGGAUCACAGCAACUUCCACCGCACUGUCAAGCCCUGCCUCUCCUCCGUGUCGGACAGUGAGACUGCAUACACAGAAGCUGACGGGGACGUGACCAGCCUGACUUCUCGUCCCGCCAGCCUGACUUCUCGUCCGGCCAGCCGGCAGGUGUCGUGUGAUGUGACGAGCUACGAGACAGCUGAGCUGGUCAACCUCAGGUCCACCAACUCUGUCAAGGCCAAGAAGCUCUCCCGUUGCAACUCACUCGCCACUGCCGAGAGGACGUCAGGUCAAUCCGCCACAAUACUGAACCAGCAGAGCUGGUCUCAACUCAGCAAUAGUCCCUUAGGAGCAAGAGAUAAGCUUAAAAAGAUACAAGACAUAACAAUGACAAAGGAGGCCAAGUUGAGAUAA
Messenger RNA from Engraulis encrasicolus (European anchovy), 1476 nucleotides. RefSeq names its product melanopsin-A-like. Gene Ontology annotation, cellular component: plasma membrane. The transcript is spliced from 10 exons. Gene Ontology annotation, biological process: G protein-coupled receptor signaling pathway; phototransduction; cellular response to light stimulus. Gene Ontology annotation, molecular function: G protein-coupled photoreceptor activity. The coding region runs from base 16 to 1476 and encodes 486 amino acids. Lineage: Eukaryota; Metazoa; Chordata; Actinopteri; Clupeiformes; Engraulidae. The record is from RefSeq and is a predicted model, not a curated record.